GGCAUUCACUCGGACAGCACUCUUUUGGUCCUCUCAAGUUGCACAACAUGGCGUCUCAGUUGGCGGUAAAUUCAGCUGCCAGUCUUUGGGGACCCUAUAAAGAACUUUGGGACACAGUGAACAAUGCCAUCUACAGAAGACAACCAGAAGCUGUACACCUGCUAGAUAUGAGCUUGAAGAAACACAAACCAGAUUUUAUUUCCCUCUUCAAGAAUCCACCAAAGAGUAAUGAACAGCGUGACAAGGUGAAAAAAGCAAGUACAGAUGGCAUUGCUAUUCAGGGUCAACAAGGUCUACGGCAUCUUCCUGAGCAGCUACUUACAGAGGCAUUAUCUUGAGUGAUCUGUUCAGCAUCUCUGAAUUGGCUGCAUUAGAACUUCUCCUG
Erpetoichthys calabaricus (reedfish) is the source of this 385-nucleotide messenger RNA. Its product is annotated as nuclear pore complex protein Nup205-like. Bases 48 to 338 code for a protein of 96 amino acids. The transcript is spliced from 3 exons. The record is from RefSeq and is a predicted model, not a curated record. Lineage: Eukaryota; Metazoa; Chordata; Cladistia; Polypteriformes; Polypteridae. Gene Ontology annotation, cellular component: nuclear pore.